AUGAGUGAUAAAUCCAGAAGAGCUUUUCUUUUUGGAGUGACUACAGUUUUAAUAUUCUGUUCUUUUGCUACAGUAGAAUCUUAUAGAUAUAUGUGGAUAUUUGGAAGCAUAUGUGCAUUUUUGUUGUUGUUAAUUGACAUAAUGUUUUUUGGUGCUGAUAAAUUUAAUUAUGAUCCAUUUUAUUCUAAUUGGGAAAAAAAGAAUAUAAAAGACAUUUAA
Messenger RNA from Plasmodium gallinaceum, 219 nucleotides. RefSeq names its product conserved Plasmodium protein, unknown function. The transcript is spliced from 4 exons. The coding region runs from base 1 to 219 and encodes 72 amino acids. Lineage: Eukaryota; Apicomplexa; Aconoidasida; Haemosporida; Plasmodiidae. The record is from RefSeq and is a predicted model, not a curated record.